Molecule: messenger RNA, 2031 nt
Organism: Vicia faba (fava bean)
Lineage: Eukaryota; Viridiplantae; Streptophyta; Magnoliopsida; Fabales; Fabaceae
Source: the annotation of a GenBank genome assembly
AUGUCGCUAUCGGAUUCCGAAACCUCCUAUGGCGGUGGCGGUGGAUCGGAUUAUAAGCCGUUUCGUCAUAUCAGCCGCGAUAGAUUAUUAUAUGAAAUGCUUAGAUCAGCAAAGUCAGGGGAUUCAAAAGCCUGGAAGGUGCUCAUAAUGGACAAAGUUACGGUGAAAGUUAUGUCACAUUCAUGUAAAAUGGCAGAUAUUACAGACCAAGAAGUUUCUUUGGUGGAAGACCUUUUCCGGAGAAGGCAACCGUUACCAUCACUGGAUGCUGUUUAUUUCAUCCAGCCUUCAAAAGAGAAUGUAGUCAUGUUCUUGUCUGAUAUGUCUGGAAGGGAGCCUCUUUACAAGAAAGCGUAUAUAUUUUUCAGCUCACCAAUCCCAAAGGAGCUUGUAAACCACAUUAAAUGUGAUACAAGUGUCUUACCACGCAUAGGUGCAUUGAGAGAGAUGAAUUUGGAAUACUUUCCAAUAGAUAGCCAGGGGUUUAUCACUGAUCAAGACACAGCUCUGCAAGAACUUUAUGGAAAUGUUGACAAUAUUCGUAGAUUUAAUACCUACUUGAAUAAUAUGGCGAUUCGAAUAGCUACAGUUUUUGCUUCAUUGAAGGAGUUACCGAUUGUAUACUAUCGUUCGGCAAAGGAAAGUGACGAGUCUGCACCAACAGUAAGUCGUGAAUUAGUUCCUACCAAGCUUGCUGAUGCAGUUUGGGACAUGGUUUCUAAAUAUAAAUCUACUAUUCCCAACUUUCCACAAAAAGAAACAUGCGACUUGAUCAUUGUCGAUAGAUCCGUUGAUCAGAUUGCUCCUGUCAUUCAUGAAUGGACCUAUGAUGCUAUGUGCCAUGAUUUGUUGGAUAUGGAAGGAAAUAAAUAUAUACAUGAGGUUGCCAGCAAAACAGGGGGUCCACCUGAGAAAAAGGAGGUCGUUUUAGAAGAACAUGAUUCAGUCUGGCUCGAACUUCGCCAUACACAUAUAGCAGAUGCUAGUGAAAGAUUGCAUGAAAAGUUUACCAACUUUGUAUCAAAGAACAAAGCAGCACAAAUGCAACAAAGUGGAAGAGAUGGUAGUGAAAUAUCGACACGGGAUUUGCAAAAAAUGGUUCAAGCUUUGCCCCAAUACACUGAGCAAGUGGAAAAGAUUUCACUCCAUGUAGAGAUAGCUGGAAAGAUCAACAAAAUCAUCAGAGACGCAGAUCUUCGACAGCUUGGACAGUUGGAGCAAGAUCUUGUUUUUGGGGAUGCUGCAGCCAAGGACGUUAUUAACUUUUUAAGAACAAAGCAGAAUACAACUCCUGAAUAUAAGUUGCGGUUGUUGAUGAUCUAUGCAUCUGUCUACCCUGAAAAAUUUGAGGGUGAUAAAGGUGUAAAGCUAAUGCAGUUGGCAAAACUAUCAACCGAUGACAUGAAAGUUAUCAGUAAUAUGCAACUGCUGGCGGGAUCAUCAACAAAGAAGGCAUCUGCUGCUGCUGGUAGUUUCUCACUGAAGUUCAGUAACCAGAAGACAACGCAAGCAGCACGCAAAGACCGUACUGACGAAGAGGAAGAAACAUGGUCACUAUUUCGAUUUUAUCCCGUUCUAGAGGAGCUCAUUGAAAGUCUUAAUAAGGGUGAACUGCCAAAGAGUGACUAUGCAUGUAAAAACGAACCAAUUCCCGUUCCCAAAGGAAACACUGCUCGAAGCAGCAAGAGCACUCAGACAGCUCCAGCUCCAACAGCCCCUCCACAUUCAAUGAGAUCUAGGCGGACAGCCAACUGGGCUAAGUCACGUACAUCUGACGACGGAUAUUCAAGUGACUCCACGUUAAAGAACGUAGCUGCCGAUUUCAAGAAGAUGGGAAGGAGAAUCUUUGUGUUUAUUAUUGGUGGGGCUACUCGAUCUGAGCUACGUGUUUGUCACAAACUGACAACAAAACUAAGAAGAGAAAUAAUCCUAGGCACUACUUCCAUGGAUGACCCUCCACAAUAUCUUACGAAAUUGAAGUUAUUAUGCGAAAGUAAUGUUACGCCUACGCUGGACGGCCUUGGAAUAUGA